Messenger RNA from Gryllus bimaculatus (two-spotted cricket), 2357 nucleotides. The record is from the annotation of a GenBank genome assembly. NCBI's taxonomy places the organism in Eukaryota, Metazoa, Arthropoda, Insecta, Orthoptera, Gryllidae.
AUACAAGUAAAUCCAAAAGAAACUCACUUCUCUGGCACCAGGGUAGGAAUCGAAACGAAGAACCGUUUUCGGAAUCGAAUUGAUAAAAUUGGAAUACCCCAAAUGUGUAUUUUCUUACACCAUGUACCAAACUUUACACAUCUGUUGCUGCUGAUAUUAUGGUUGUUGGCGGGAAGCAAGAAUGUGACGUAUGAUUUGUGUAGGGUUCUGAAUUUGUUGUCACUGGGGAAAUUGUGGUCUCCCUUGCGUAGAAGAAAUUACUUGCAUUGGUGUGGAAUACAUUUAAAGUUAAUUCAAGAAAUCAUCUGAACUCAAAUUUAAAUUGUUUUGGCAAUAGUAUUAGUGUUUCUAGUAAUUUGUCUUAGAACACUAAAAGUGUUUGAAUUCAUGGUUUAUAAUGUGAACUUUACUACUUGCAAACUUUUUAUGCAGUACUUGGAAUAUAUUAUUCGCAGUGUAGUUUCUUAUCUUUAAAAAAAAGUCUAUUAAACAAAGAUGUCAGGAUUUAUAAGUAUAAAGUUGAAUGAUAUAUUGGCAGAUUUUGUAGGUGUUCAAUUACAGAAAUCCUUGCCAUCUUAUAUUCAAAUAUUCCUCUCAAAAGCACCUGAGGAUGCAAUAUUUAUUUACAAAGGUUCGGUUAUGCAGCAGGCUGAGGUAGGAAACAUUCCAGACCUUGAAAAAGAAGAAAAUAUUGAAUUUUCUGGAGAACUUGAUGUUACUGGUUCGCCGCUACAGUUUUCUAAAUAUUCAGUGAAUGUUGAUGAUUCUGUACUCUGUGUAAAGAAGUUUUGGUUAGAUGAUGAAGAAAAGCAUUAUCCUCUGUCACUCAAUAGUGCAAGGAGUAUUAUUAGCAGAUAUUUACUUAAAGUUGAAAAUUGUAAUAUCCCAUUGUGGAUAGCCUGUGAUGGUACUGAUAAAUCUAGAACUUUACUGUUAUGUGGUUUCAAAGAGGAAGGUUGGUGCUCUCGGUGUUCAGUGCAAUAUCACGGAUUAUCUCCAUUGACUCGUGUGGACGAAGAAUUAAAUGACACUACUUUACUUUUCUCAAAUAAGAAACAAAGAAAGGUCAAUGUUCAAUGUAUAUUUGACCUCUGUGAUUAUAAUUUCGAAAAGACAUUUGAGCUUACACAGAAUGAAGUUUCAUCUCGAAACAGCCAAAAAAUGUUAGUGAAACUUGAGUGGCAUGGUGCAAGUUUGAAGGUUCCAACCAAUGGAGUGUCUUCAGUUUUAACAGUAGGUUUCAAAAUUGGUGACAAAUCUUCAGCAAUUUUCUCCCUUUGGUCACAAUUAAAUUCACUAUCAAAAUAUUAUGAAAUAUUGUGCAGCAUCAUUAAUGACAAACAAUCUAUCGUUUUACCAAGAAAAUGUUCAGCUGAUGAAAUAUUGCUUGAAAACGUGACCAAGAAAAUACUGGCUUUGAUUAACAGUCCAGAUGAUGUUGUAGACUCAUUGCCUCAGGGAAGUGAUUUAUCACAUGAGAAACUUAGAGAAAAUAUUCUUAGUAUUCUGAUUAAGCAAGUUAAUGGUUGUAUGCGUCCUGAUUGCGAUAUCACAGACAAAAUAUGGCUUGUGUUGAAUGAAUUGAUUGAUGUGGAAAGUAUCACUGCUUGCCUAAACAAUUUGUUAUCAAUACUUGAAGAUGGGAAAUCGAAAUUGCAAGCAAGUUUAAGAAAGAAAAGCUUGUUAUCAAACAUAAUUUCUGCAGUUUUAAAUGGGAAUUUAGCUCUAAAUAACAUUUCCAUGGAAAAAACCUUAGAAGUAAUGGUGGAAAGUGGAUUUGAGAAAUUAAAAUAUGACUAUGAUUAUGUUUUUAAAAAGUUAGGAGUUAAUUGUUCCAAUUAUUUUAAAAAUAUAUCAAUUUCCGUUGCUAAAAGCCUUGAUGCUGUACAACAUAAUAUCAAUAUUUUGGCUCAAAUUCAUGUUGCAUUGGAUUUCAUUUUGGGAGUACAAUAUUUUUUUGAUAGUAGAGAACACAAUCUCAAUGCAUUUGCCCAAGCCAUUUUUAAGGAGAGUUGUAAAACAGUUACAUCCUUAAAAAAUUUGCAGUGUAAUCCCCACGUGUCUUUGGAAGUUCCUGUUGAGUUUGAGUGUGUUGUUGACCAACUGCCAAGCUACUUCUCAUCUUUAAAGAUGGAAACCUCCUCUAUAAAUGAGGAAGAUCGUGACUAUUCAGUACUUUUUCUAUCAUCUCAACCCCUGUUUCCUCCUGCAUUAAUGCAAUUUGAGGGAGAGAAAGAAGCUGAUGCAACGUACAUGGAACAACAAUAUCAUGUAUACAAACUAUCAAGUUAUUGUGAUUAUGUUGGUAAACAAUAGAUUAAAGAAUUUGUAUUCAAAUAAUAAAUGCAGUCUACUUA